Messenger RNA from Ilex paraguariensis (yerba mate), 513 nucleotides. NCBI's taxonomy places the organism in Eukaryota, Viridiplantae, Streptophyta, Magnoliopsida, Aquifoliales, Aquifoliaceae. The record is from the annotation of a GenBank genome assembly.
AUGAGGGCAGCCUUAGAGAUCGUUGAUGAUAGCCGUGGUAUCAGAAGGUUUAGUACAGAAGUCUCAGAACAUGCUGUGUAUGCCUUCUUCAUCACAUCACUGAUUGGCCUUCUCCAACUGAAGUAUCAGAACAAAGAUGUGUCUCCUUUAGAAACACAUCCCACAACCAUGAAGACUUUUAUCAUAACAUUGUCUAUCUACUGUUCAACAUUAGCAGCUAAAGUGAUAGACCAACCUCAUCAUCUGAACUACUCUCAGUUAUUUGGCUGUCUUAGCCCUAUAUUUGGAGCUCUAUCUUCAAUUUCACUGCUGUCAAUCUUUCUCCCACACUGGUUUUGUUGGCUUAUCUUCAUUCUAUGGGCCUUAAUGCCUAUAAUUGCAUCGAGGUACAUUCUUAAUCAUAUAUAUCAGUAUUUCUAUCGGAGGAUCAUUAAUGCAGUUCCCAACGUAUUGGAAAUAUUGGGAAGACCUAUGGGACGUAAUUUGAUGGAUCUACAACGUUUUCUCGUUUGA